This is a messenger RNA of Empidonax traillii (willow flycatcher), 735 nucleotides long. RefSeq names its product sideroflexin 5 (gene SFXN5). Gene Ontology annotation, biological process: mitochondrial transmembrane transport; monoatomic ion transport; citrate transport. Gene Ontology annotation, molecular function: monoatomic ion transmembrane transporter activity; citrate transmembrane transporter activity. The coding region runs from base 208 to 726 and encodes 172 amino acids. NCBI's taxonomy places the organism in Eukaryota, Metazoa, Chordata, Aves, Passeriformes, Tyrannidae. The transcript is spliced from 11 exons. The record is from RefSeq and is a predicted model, not a curated record. Gene Ontology annotation, cellular component: mitochondrial inner membrane.
UCAUUUUAUGGCAGAUUCAGGCACUUCCUGGACAUCAUCGACCCCCGCACUCUCUUUGUGACUGAGAGUCGCCUGAAGGAAGCAGUGCAGCUGUUGGAGGAUUACAAACAUGGGACUCUGCCCCCAGGAGUCACCAACAAAGAGCUGUGGGGAGCUCAAAAAAUCAAGCAGGCCAUCAUCCAUCCCGACACCAACGAGACCAUCUUCAUGCCUUUCCGGAUGUCAGGUUACAUUCCUUUUGGAACACCCAUCGUUGUUGGUCUCCUCUUGCCCAACCAGACGCUGGCAUCCACAGUGUUUUGGCAGUGGUUGAAUCAGAGCCACAACGCCUGCGUCAACUAUGCAAACCGCAACGCGACAAAGCCUUCUCCGACAUCCAAGUUCAUCCAGGGCUACUUGGGAGCUGUCAUAAGUGCUGUCUCAAUAGCAGUGGGCCUUAAUGUUCUGAUUCAGAGAGCAAACAAGUUUACCCCGGCCACUCGUCUCCUGAUCCAGAGGUUUGUGCCGUUCCCUGCUGUCGCCAGUGCCAAUAUCUGCAACGUUGUCCUGAUGAGGCACACAGAGCUGGAAGAAGGAAUUGACGUGUUGGACAACAACGGGAACAUCGUCGGCUCCUCCAGAAUUGCUGCAAAACACGCGCUGCUGGAAACAGCCCUGACCAGAGUGGUCCUGCCCAUGCCUAUACUGGUUCUACCUCCAAUUAUCAUGUCCCUCCUGGAAAAGUAAGUGCUGGGG